Physella acuta is the source of this 4881-nucleotide messenger RNA. RefSeq names its product arrestin domain-containing protein 3-like. Lineage: Eukaryota; Metazoa; Mollusca; Gastropoda; Physidae. The record is from RefSeq and is a predicted model, not a curated record. Gene Ontology annotation, cellular component: cytoplasm. Gene Ontology annotation, biological process: protein transport.
UUACUGUAACCUAGAACAAAAAAUAUUGAAUAAAAAAAAAGCUAGAUCUAGAUCUAGGUCUAAACUUCUAUUUACUAUGUCACUAUUCUAGGCGUGACUAUUCCGAUAUAGAAAGUAGAUCUACUACUCCUACCAAGGCAAAAGUCUACUAGAUCUACAUGAAGUUUGAAGUCUUGGUAAUCCGGGAGUUUUAGAUUAAAUUACAGUUUCUACAAUAAAAUAUAAACAAGAAGAUAAAAAACGAGCAUUGACUUUUAAAAAAGAAAAAUGGGCAAACUGAAUAUUUUUGAAAUUUCCUUCAGUAAUUUGAGUGGUGUGUAUUUUUCUGGUGACUUAAUGCAAGGUUACGUUACUAUAGAGUUAACAGAAUCAAUGGAAAUGAGAGGUAUAAGGCUCAAGUUGAAAGGAGGAGCUAAAGUCCUCUGGACAGAAAGUGAAACAUCAAGUGAUGGGGACAACUCAACCACGACCACUCAUACUCAUUCUGCUAGUGAGAAGUACUUUUCCCAAACUAUUCUUUUAAUGGGAAUAUUGCCAAAGCAAGGGAACCAAACUGUGUCGCUGCCCGUGGGAAGGCACACAUAUCCCUUCCAGUUUCAACUACCUACUGGGCUUCCAUCUUCAUUUGAGGACUCAAUUGGCCAUGUGAGGUAUACUGUCAAAUCAGUUAUAGACAAGCCUUGGAAGUUUGACCACAAAACCAAACGGCCUUUCACCGUCAUAAGUAUCCUGGAUUUAAAUUUACAAGCUGACUGCAGUCAAAAGCUACAGGCAACAAAGAGCAAGACACUGUGUUGUCUCUGCUGCAAGUCUCGCCCCAUAGAGGCGACAUUUGUUGUUGAAAGGAAAGGCUAUGUCCCAGGGGAAGCAAUCAAGCUGUAUGCUGAGAUCUUCAAUGGCACAAAUAGGGCAAUGUCCAAGUCUUAUAUCAACCUAACAAUGGUGAAGUCUUUUCAUGCUACAACAGAUUCAAAAACGGAAUACAAAGAAGUUGCCAGAUUGACGCGACCCAGCAUUCAACCACGGCAGGGGGAUGCCUGGUCAGGUGAAGAGUUGGUAAUCCCUCCCCUCCCACCGUCGUUUCUUCAUGGUUGUAAAAUUAUUGACAUUAGCUAUAAGUUACAGCUGAAUGUUGACCCCUCUGGACCAGCCCUUGACCUUGAGAUCCCAUUUGACAUCAUCAUCGGGACGAUCCCUCUUCUGUCUGUUGUACAGAAAUAUCCACCUCUGCCUCCCCCACCCCCAGCUUGGGACAAAAUGUACUUGUGGGAAAACACGCCCUCUGCCCCACCCCUAGAACAUGUCUACCCAGCUCCCCCUGCCAGUAGUGUGCCCAAUUUACCUCCACCAUCCUAUGAUGAAUGCAUCACAGGACGUGUGAAUAUCAAGGGGUCUAGUGACGAGUACACAAGAGGGAACUUGAGUUACUGCCCCAUGUAUCCUUGUUAUAAUUGGGGAAAAACUGCUAGUGGUUUGCCAGAAGUAGAAAAAUAAUUUACCUCCCUUGUUGAAACUUUUGUAUUGUAGGGACCUAUGAGGAUGGCUUGAAAAUGUUUCCGAUACCAACUUGAACAUUGCAGCACAUCAACAAAUUUGGUGACAUUUUUUUUUGCACGUUUUGACAACUACUCACGUAAAUAUUUUUUAAUGUUAGGCAUUGGCGCGAAUGUCGAUGAACACACACAUGGGUUGGCAGAAAUCUGUACUCGCUGAUGAUAAGAUCAUUCAAGUACACCAUAUGAUCCUGGUCAAGCAUUAAAUUACGGUUAAAGAGAAAACAGAAAUAAUGUUCACAAAAAAAUGUUUGUUGGAUAUUAAAACAAGACUGAGCUAUAAGAAAACUGAAAGUACAUGAACAUUUGCACUUCUUUUUCAGAUGGGUUGGAGAGUAUUGCUGGGAGAAGUGCAUAGAUCUAAAAAGAGGUGAGGAAGAGAAAAAUAAUAAUUUAAAAUAAAAAAAACUACAUGUUUCAUUGUUGUGUCGGAACAUUUUCAAACCAACCUCAUCAAGCAACUCAAAUAGAGAGAUUGUAUUGUAUAUGUUAGAAACAACUUGAUCAUUACAGCUGAUUUCAACUUUUAUUGUGAUUUUAUUCUGUAAGCUGAUUUCUUGAAAGUUUGUGUAUUCUAUCUACUUACAUGUAUUGUUACAUUUCAGUGUAAUCUUUUUAAAUGAACCAACUAUACUGAUGAAAGUGUUUAGAAAAAAAAUGUCAUCCCUAGUUUAUAGGGUUUUUUUCUAACACAUGAAGUGCUUUUAUUUUUUGUUACUUGUGUAAUAUCUUAACUUGAUUGUGUUCUGAAUGGAAUCAUGAGCUUGACCUUCUUAGGUUUAAAUUGUACUUGCCCAUAUAACACAACAACUGGCUAUGAAAAAGAUUAAUAAUAACGUUUGAACCCUAAAUUAAUAUGUACAUAGUUUUGUUUAUAUUUUUAGGUUUGUUAUGAUGCUCAUUUUUAAGCUUCUUACACCUUUAAAAAAUUGAUCUUAAAUUCUGCUUAGACUGAGGUCAAAGAAAGGAACGAAUUCUACGUGAUGUUACGUACAUAUACUAAUUUCUACAGCGCUCUAGUUUUAAAUAGUUAAUUAUUGUAUACAUCAACAUGUUGCGUAUUAUUUGAAGUACCCUAUAUUAGAAAACAAGGAUGAGGAAAUGUUAGUGUUGAGAAUACUUUUUGUUGUAGAUCAUGUUUAUUAAAUGUUUCUUAAAUGUUUUUCUGGCUAUUUUUGACCCAAUGUUUUAUCUGUAGAGUUAUUUAUCUGGCUCAGUUUCUGCAUAAAGUUAAUGUUAGUAUACUGCUUUUUCAGAUAAUGUUAAUGUUGAAAUUGGUUGUUUUUUUUAAUCAAGUCUAGUAUAUCUUACAAGUAACAUUUUAUGUAUUGGUUUUUUUACCCCUCAUAUGAUACAUGUUAUUAGCUUCCACCACCAGUAUUGUGCUUAACUUCCCUGUGAUGACAUAGUCAUGACCAACAAUAUGGUUUAAGAUCCUUGCUGACUUUCUGCAUUAUCCCAGUGUUAAAUAUUAUCACUGUCUCAAUAUGGCAGUUGAUGAGAUGUUAAAUAAUUCUCCACCAUAAAUGUGUUUCCUUUGCUCCUAAUAACAUUUUUAAAAAAUAACGAACAUAAGUUUGAUAUUCUUUGUAAUACUUGUGGUAAAAUGCUUUAUUUAUUAUAGUUUGAAUCUUCAAUUUAUUUUUUUACUAUUUUUUCUCUACACCCAAGCUCACGUGAUAUUAUUUUAUUUUGCAGGCACAAAAACUAUGGUUUUGAUUUGCUAUAGUUUAAUAGCUAGAGAGAAGAGAUGUCCUUUGAUAUUUUGUAUUGACACGUUUUAUUUAUGAUAUAUUUCAUCCUUGAGCCUAAUUUACAUGAAAUAUUUUGUCUUAAGAUUUUUUGCCUGAGAUAAUUUGUGCUGAGAUAUUUUGCCCUGAGAUAUUUUGUGCUGAGAUAUUCUGAGAUAUUUUAUCCUGAGAUAUUUUAUCCUGAGAUAUUUUAUCCUGAGAUAUUUUAUCCUGAGAUAUUUCAUCCUGAGAUAUUUUAUCCUGAGAUAUUUUGUUCUGAGAUAUUUUGUUCUGAGAUAUUUUGUCCUGAGAUAUUUUAUCCUGAGAUAUUUUAUCCUGAGAUAUUUUAUCCUGAGAUAUUUUAUCCUGAGAUAUUUUGUUCUGAGAUAUUUUACCUUGAGAUAUUUUGUCCUGAAAACAUUUAUAUGCACAAAAAUACCUGUGGCAUAAACACCAACCAAGCCACUAAUCUGAUUUUUAUUUUCAAUACCAUAGUGUUUUCUACAGAUUGUGUUAUACAUUUUAUACUUUGUUUUUCUUUAUUAACCAUUAACAUCUUUUUGUACAUACAGCUGCCAAAAUUUGAAUCUCUUUUUAGUUUUUAAAAAUUUGGUUCAUGAGCAAUUUAGAAUAAUUUUUGAAAAAAAAGGAAUUAGUUCUUGAAACAAUUCUUGUAAUAUUAUUAGAAAUGAGUGAGCUAUAAUUUUAUGUAAUGUGAUGCUUCAUUGUGGUUUGAGAUAUUUAUUAUAUAAUAAUACUUUUUAUUUGUGGGUUUGACUUAAAACUAUAUACUUGGCUUUUAUUAUCUGAUUGAUGACUUCAGAUAAGUAAUAAAUACAACCAGUGUCUUACAUAAAUAUGAAGAGGGGUAGUCAGGUGUUAUUACUUACUAAAAUAGCAAUUUUGACAUGGAGUGUUAUUUUAACCUUUGUCCACCUUUAGUGCUAAAAUAACACUUUAUGUAAGUAUUGCUAAAACAUAAAUAUACCCAUAUUUUUACCUAACUAUAACCAUAAGACUUGAUGUUGUUUGUUCGAUUACGGUUUUGUGAUAAGAUUUUCUGACAAUUUAAAGCACAAAUCUUGUUUUUUUAGAUAAACUGUUGUACCAAACUUCCUUGGAACAAAAAUCUGCACCUUUAUAUUUUUAUGCUACUUAUUAUCUCAUUUCAAUCGAUUUUGCUAAGGCCCAAUAGAAUUCUUAAAAUCAUUUGUUGUAAUUUAAGUUGUAUAAAAACACUUAGUUUAGCGGGUUUUUUUUUGGUAUCAAAACAUACAGUUUUUAUGUAUAUAUAAUUACAUUUUGUAAUUUUAGUGAGCUUUGUUUCAAUGGUGGAAGAGGAUGUUUAUUUAUACAACUGGUCCUGUAAUUUUAUUUUACAAUUUCAUGAGUACUGUCCCCUGUUAUUUUAUUUGCUCUCUACAAAGUGCUUUUUAUUUUUAUGUAAGCCUUACACCAGUAUAUUAACAAUCAAUGAUGUUCUUUGCAUUUUACAUUUACUCAAAAUACAUUUAAUAUAUACUAAAACAGGUUAGAAUUAAGUAUGAAAGAAAACUCAAACUUAAUUAAAACUUGUCUAGGCAAAAAAUACUUUAGUU